Salvelinus namaycush (lake trout) is the source of this 864-nucleotide messenger RNA. Its product is annotated as synapse differentiation-inducing gene protein 1. Bases 1 to 864 code for a protein of 287 amino acids. The transcript is spliced from 3 exons. The record is from RefSeq and is a predicted model, not a curated record. Gene Ontology annotation, cellular component: synaptic vesicle membrane; intracellular membrane-bounded organelle; postsynaptic density membrane. Gene Ontology annotation, biological process: positive regulation of synapse assembly; synaptic vesicle clustering. Lineage: Eukaryota; Metazoa; Chordata; Actinopteri; Salmoniformes; Salmonidae.
AUGGAGAGUGGACCAGGACAGGGAGCGGGGUCGGGCUCCAGCCAGGCUGUGGAGGCUGAGCCCCCCACCCAGCGGACGACUUCUCCAAUCGGGAGAGGAAGGAAUGCAGGGCUGGCCUCCUGCAAGCACAACGGUCUGAUCAACACCCGCAGCUUGAUGGUAGAGACUAAGGAAGGGCUGGUGUCGGUGUACUCGGCCCCCCAGUACCAGGGUCACAUGGUGGUCAACCUGUCCCCUCAGCAGGAGCAGAAUGGUCAGGGGGUGGGCGGAGGAGGGGGACCCCCACAGCUGCUCAACCCCAGCACUCUGCCCCAGGGCAUGGACCCCCGCUUCAGGCCCAACCUGAUCCUGUACUCUGAAAACAUGCUGCGGGCCUGGGGGGAUGGAGGAGUCGGGGAUUGCUGUGAGACCACCUUCAUAGAGGACUUGGCAUCCGGCUCCUCUGCUGCCUCCAAGGAUGGGCUGAUGCUUGCCGAUGGAAAGUUCCUGGAACUGUCUGUGGAGGAUGCAAAGAUCCAGACCCUGUCUUAUGACAUUGACGAUGAUGAUGAGUUCCAAGAGCUGGAGAGCGAGUACUCGAGCGACUCGGAGAGUGAGGACAACUUCCUCAUGAUGCCACCGAGAGACCACUUGGGCCUGAGCGUCUUCUCCAUGGUGUGCUGCUUCUGGCCCCUGGGGAUCGCUGCCUUCUACCUGUCCCACGAGACGAACAAGGCCGUGUCUAAGGGGGACUUCCACUUAGCCAGCUCCAGCUCCAGACGUGCCCUCUUCCUGGCUGUGCUGUCAAUCACCAUCGGGACAGGCAUUUAUGUGGGCCUGGCUGUAGCGCUCAUCGCAUACCUCUCCAAGAACCACCACUUGUAG